CUUGUAAACCAACACUAAGGGUCUCCAAGAAGCAGUCUACCUUCAAAUAUAUUUUCAUGGCUGAGUUUACAGAAUAUUUGCAGAGGCUUAGACCUUCUCGAUCUUUUACAGAAAUGGGAAUGAAUAUGAACAUGCAUAUGUUGAAGCAGCCUCAGCAUCUUCCAGAACUAAAUCCAAGCUCAAGCCUAGAUACUUUUGGUGUUGCUGACUUCUCUGUAGACUCAUUCUUGGCCCACCAACAACAACCUGAAUUUCCAGUUUCAAACUAUGGUCAGAAUAAUAGCACUAUCAAUAAUCUUUCAAGCAGUACUUUCCAUCCUGACAUGUUGAAUUCAUCAGCAGCACCACCAAUUGUUCAUACUGUCGACUCGAGUCAAUAUGUUAUCUUCCGUGACAGCAAGAAGAGAAAAGUAGAGGCACAAUCAACUAGCAGUUCCAAGAAUGUUUCUCCUACAACCUCUACUACUACUAAUACAAAGCAAAAGAAUAACUUAGGCAGAGAUAAGAAAGGGAAGAACAAAGAGAAAGAAGUGGAAAAGGCAGAAGAAGUUAUUCAUGUUAGAGCAAAGAGAGGCCAAGCUACUGAUAGUCAUAGUAUAGCAGAAAGGGUCAGAAGAGAGAAAAUUAAUAACAAGUUGAGAUGCUUGCAAGACCUUGUUCCAGGAUGCCACAAGUCGAUGGGAAUGGCAGUUAUGCUAGAGGAGAUAAUCAAUUAUGUUCAUUCAUUGCAGAAUCAGGUUGAGUUCCUGUCCAUGGAGCUUGCUGCAGCCAGUUGUUCUUAUGACCUGAACUUGGAAACAGAAUCUUCUAAAAAGGCUCAGAUUUUGCAGGUAACGAGUUCAGCCGGGACACAGGAGACACAAAAAUGGUUGAGAGAACGAUAUGGAGACCUAGGCUGCUGCUACCAAUCCACAUGGUCCAUUUGACUCCAUUUUUGGCCAUUACUCUUUUGUUCCUACAAAAGCACAUGAUUAUGCUUCCCAUCUCUUUACUUUCUUUCUUUCUUUUUUUGUUUUUCUUCUUUGCCUAAUGAUAUUUCGAUUACUUCACAAAAAGGUUCAGAAACAAAGUACAAGAAAGGAAAAAAUUAUACAUAUAAAUAUUUCUGUUUAUUUGUCCAAUUUUAAGAGCUAUAAUUUUUUGGAAAACAAAAAAAGAAAGAAAGAAAACCUUGUAGCUUAUUCCAAUUUGACUGGAGUACUUUGUGGCUUCCAGUGUCUUGUACAUGUGAUUUGAUGCUGACCUGUCGGCAAGGGCUACCACUUGAAAAAGAAAAUGAAGAAGAAAAGUAAAGCAGAGAAUUGGGCUUGGAUAGCUCUUGACUACUCAUGUAUGCUUUCAUAUAUUUUCAGGGUAUAAAAUUGGAUGAAUUUGUGACCCCAUUUAUAAUUUAAUUCUAAUUAU
This is a messenger RNA of Ricinus communis (castor bean), 1404 nucleotides long. RefSeq names its product transcription factor BEE 1. NCBI's taxonomy places the organism in Eukaryota, Viridiplantae, Streptophyta, Magnoliopsida, Malpighiales, Euphorbiaceae. The record is from RefSeq and is a predicted model, not a curated record. The transcript is spliced from 6 exons. Gene Ontology annotation, biological process: regulation of DNA-templated transcription. Gene Ontology annotation, molecular function: protein dimerization activity; DNA-binding transcription factor activity. Gene Ontology annotation, cellular component: nucleus. Bases 57 to 926 code for a protein of 289 amino acids.